Molecule: messenger RNA, 936 nt
Organism: Quercus lobata
Lineage: Eukaryota; Viridiplantae; Streptophyta; Magnoliopsida; Fagales; Fagaceae
Product: Pollen Ole e 1 allergen and extensin family protein
Exons: 2
Coding region: 7-627 (206 amino acids)
Source: RefSeq, a predicted model, not a curated record
UAUUACAUGUAUUUAGAAACAAACACAAAGAAGAUGAGCAACUUUUGCGGCUCCCACAAUAUUGUGAUGUUCACAAUUUGCUUCAUGAUCUUCACGAUCACUGCAACUUCAAUGGCCACCGACAUCGAGGAAGACCCAAUAUUCGAACUGAAUAGCCAAGAAGAAAUGGUGCAUUUGGCUGGAUAUGGAGAAGAGAAGCUCUCCACCGUGCUAGUCACUGGUUCGGUUCAUUGUCAGGCUUGCCUGCAUGGUCAUGAAGCUCAACUUACUGAAUGGCCCAUAUCAGGUGCUUUGGUCGGUGUUAACUGCCAUAACAGUGGAAAGAAGAGCAGAUCAAGAUGGGAACAAGCUAGAACAGAUGAAUUUGGAGAUUUCACUUUUGAUCUUCCUUCCCAACUUCAUUCAAUUCCCAACUUGGAACAAAAAUGUUCUGUUAAAGUUCUGAAAAUACCAAAGAACUCACCCUGUCAACCAACUUACGUCAAGAAACAAAAGGGACUAAAACUAUUAUCACUUGGGAAUGGCAUCCGUACUUACAGUGCCGGAACGAUUAGAUUCAUGGAUUUGACUUCUAGACCUUUGCAAGCAUGCAUGAAGAAGAAUGGUAACAAAGAGAUGCAACGAUAGAUAUCUAAUUGAUAAGCAGAUAGGGAUCAGAACCAUGGCUCAUUAUUUUGGAUGGCGCUUUAGUCACAGCAUUGAGUUAACAAGAGUUUCAUCCCUCUCUGUCGGUUGUAUAAGAUGCACAGGUAUAGAGGAAAACAAUAACAUAUGUAGCAUGUGUGUACAGUAUGUUCUCAUAAAGCAAGCUAUGAGCUGAUAAAUACCAUGUGGAUGAUACUAUUAGAGUUCUUCCAAAAAAGAAAUAGAAAUAAUCGAGUUGUAGAAUCAAUAAGAGAAUUACUUGAGAAUAAAGAGUUUCUAGAUUUUCUGCAA